AUGACUUGCUCCUUCCCUCCACUGCAACAGCCCAUCUUCAGCACUACACUUCCUCUAGAUGGAACAUUCCGUAUCUUCACAGAGACAUUAAAGAAGAAAAGACAGACCUCCAGGGGAUUCCGCCUAAGUAACUUGUCUGGGUCAAUCAUCAACAACUUUCCAGAUCAACCAGUAUUCUCAACAUCUUCCUACCCACCUACAGUGAUCUCUGGACAAAAGGAACAUGCCAACCAGGCUCCAUCCAAAGCAAGAAGCCUGGACUCUUGUCCCCAGCAGAUUCCUCACGACGCUGAGAAUCCACCUUCAUCCUCCUCCAGCGAGAUUACCGAUCACUCGUCCACCUAUGGGGAAGCUCCUAAGGAGAGAUGGGUGAGAUGCGCCUAUGCCACGCAGGUGCGCACCAUCCAGGGCUUGGCCGUGGCCUGGCAGACCCGCAGCUCCUUUGAGCCGGUGGGCGAGAUGCCCCAGGUCUUUGAGGGGGAGCUGUCAGAUGAGAGCACCAUCGGCCCUGCCCCCAGUCUCCACAAGACUCAGUCUCUACUCAGUUCCUCAGAGCCUGGGCAGGAGGAACCAGAGGCCCGCCCCACGGAGCCCACGGUGUCGGGAGAGGCCCAUCAGCAGACACCCCCAGGCACUUGCCCAGACUGGAUGGUGACAUGUGCACACGGUGUGAGGUGCAUGGCAUGUUGCCGAGUGUUCCCAUCCUGGAGGGCUCUGGUGCACCACGCGAAGCAUGGGGUGAAGCAGGGCUUCAGCUGCAGGGUCUUUUUCGAAGAAGUGCUGGAGAAGCGCUUGGAGCCCUCAGCCCCUCACAGGCCUAGACGCGCCCAGAAGCUGGACAGCCGCCUCGUGCUGGACAGCAAGAAAAGGGAGAUCCAGAAGAUGACAGAGACCUACAAGAGCCUGAAGCAGCAGCUGAAGGAGAAGAGGGAGGAACUGAAGAGAGCCAGGAAGGAGCUGCAGCAAUUGGAGAAGGAAGAGGCCCUGGAUGGUCCAGGGCAAAGGGGAAAGCGCCUGAAGACCCAUUAG
Molecule: messenger RNA, 1029 nt
Organism: Elephantulus edwardii (Cape elephant shrew)
Lineage: Eukaryota; Metazoa; Chordata; Mammalia; Macroscelidea; Macroscelididae
Product: protein FAM170A-like
Exons: 3
Coding region: 1-1029 (342 amino acids)
Biological process (GO): fertilization
Cellular component (GO): acrosomal vesicle
Source: RefSeq, a predicted model, not a curated record